CCUUCUUUGUGUUUUUUGUUUUUAAUACAUUUUCAUGGGAAGCUCUCAACUUCAUGUUGCUCUCCUCUCGAGUCCCGGCAUGGGUCACCUUAUCCCCGUGCUAGUGCUCGGAGACCACCUCGCCGCCCGCCAUAACGUGAAAGUCACCGUUCUCGCCAUCACCACCUCAGCGGAAACUCAAUUUCUUAAAUCCCAUAUGAAAAGUAGUAGCCCCAUAGACAUAGUCCCCGUCCCCGCCAUCGACGUCUCCGCUCUAAUCGACGAGAAAACUAAAAUCAUCCCUCAGAUACGGAUAACAGUCCGGGAGGCACUUCCGAACGUCCGGUCCAGCAUCGCCGCCAUGGACCGCCGCCCUGACGCCCUCAUCGUCGACCAUUUUUGUACCCAAGCAUUGUCCAUUGCCGAGGAAUUGGGGAUUCCGAGGUACGCUUAUUAUCCGUCCACGGCGUGGACCGCAACUCUGAGCAUGUAUCUUCAGGUGUUUGAUAGGACUAUCGAGGGGGAGUUCGCGGACCGGAUUGAACCGUUGAGGAUCCCCGGGUGCAUGCCGGUCCAACCGGAAGAUUUUUUUGAUACCUUGCUGGACCGGAGCGACCAGCAAUACCGCGAAUAUGUUAAUCUAGGGAUAGAGUACACCCAGUUUGACGGGCUAUUGAUGAACACCUGGGAGGAAUUGGAGCCUAACACCGUUAAAGCUCUAAGAGAAAAUGAGGAGUUACGGGCUGUGGUGAAAGUACCUGUAUACCCUAUAGGUCCGUUGAAGAGAAAGGUGGAGGCCAAGAAUGAGGGCGAGGGCAGAGACGAGAUUUUGAAGUGGUUGGAUAGGCAACCGGUGGAGUCGGUUUUGUACGUGUCGUUUGGGAGCGGAGGAGUCUUGACCGCGGAGCAAACGGCGGAGUUGGCUUGGGGGUUAGAGAAUAGCCAGCAAAGAUUCAUUUGGGUGGUCCGGCCGCCCUGUGACGGCGGUCCCGACAGCUACCUCGCCCCCAAAUUAGAAACUGGGGAUGAUGCCUGUGGCCCGGAUUACCUGCCAGACGGGUUCCUCUCCCGGACUCGGGAUGUGGGAUUUGUGGUCCAAAUGUGGGCUAACCAGGUGGAAAUAUUGACCCACCCAUCAGUGGGCGGGUUUCUGUCUCAUUGCGGAUGGAACUCGACUCUGGAAAGCUUGACGAACAAGGUGCCAAUCAUUGCAUGGCCGCUUUACGCGGAGCAGAAGAUGAACGCGGCCAUGCUGGCGAAGGAAGUCGGGGUGGCCGUGAGGCCAGCGGUGGCGCCGACGGUGAAGGUGGUGGGGAGAGAGGAGAUAGAGAGAAUGGUGAGAAUUCUAUUGGAGCAUAAUGAAGGGAAAGGCAUUAGGGAGAAAGUGAAGAAAGUAAAAGGUAGCGGCGAAAUUGCACUAAGCAAAGGCGGAUCUUCCUACAAUUCCAUGUGUGAGCUGCUGAAAGAUAUUGAUACAAGAAUGCACACUCGGACAUUGCACUAA
This is a messenger RNA of Ipomoea nil (Japanese morning glory), 1483 nucleotides long. Its product is annotated as anthocyanidin 3-O-glucosyltransferase 5-like. The coding region runs from base 35 to 1483 and encodes 482 amino acids. Lineage: Eukaryota; Viridiplantae; Streptophyta; Magnoliopsida; Solanales; Convolvulaceae. Gene Ontology annotation, molecular function: UDP-glycosyltransferase activity. The record is from RefSeq and is a predicted model, not a curated record. The transcript has a single exon.